AUGAAGAACGUCCUCGUCGAGCUGUAUGAUCGCGAUUUUUUCAGCUACAACGACAAGCUCGCCGAAAUGCUCACCGCCAAGGACGGCAACUUUUUGGUGAGUGGCGGGGAGUACGAGCGUGGUAUCGAACCCUUCCUGCUCCUCCACCACAACUGUCUGGCGCCAAAGAACUGCUCAAAGGUCGUGAGAUACCACGUUCCGCAGGAAUAUGUCCACAGCACGUACGAGAUGUCGUUCAUACCGCUUGAUCUCUAUCAAGACGACGAAAAAACGAUCUGUCGUCGGCGAAAAGAGGACGGAACCCAAGGCGGCUACGACUAUUUCGUUGCCCUG
Messenger RNA from Mesorhabditis spiculigera, 333 nucleotides. NCBI's taxonomy places the organism in Eukaryota, Metazoa, Nematoda, Chromadorea, Rhabditida, Rhabditidae. The record is from the annotation of a GenBank genome assembly.